UGUAAAUCUACGACACUUUUGCUUUAAUAAACAAAGCCGUUGGAUCAUGGAUCAUGGCCUUCUCAGAAGAAAGGUUAUUUUCGUAAAUUGGUCAAUCUAUGAAUACCUCAAAGAGUUUCAACCCCUUCGCCUUCGCCUCCGCCUCCGCCUCCGCCUCCGCUCGUCGGAGGGAUUCCCAAUUCGAGGCACGAUCAAGGCUUCAAAUCAGAUAACAAACACCGAGUCUCCAGCCAUGAAAGCAAUGGCCAGUUUGAAUUUGUCUUCCUUUGUUAUGAAGAACCAUGUGCUGCUCAGAAGCCCAUAUUAUAAUUGCAGAUUUUGGAAAGAGCCUACACCUACACCACAAAGAGUAGUCCCGUUUCCCCAAAUGCCCAUCAAUAAUAUGUCAUUGCUUUGUACAGCAUUACUCCCAUGGGAAGCAGAAGCAGCCUUGCCUUAUUCAGUCAAAGAUGAUGACCAAAGCAUCAUUAAAGGUCCCAAUGUCGUUGACCCUUUUCCUGUUGAUGCAUCAGAGGAUGCUCCAGAACUUCCUAAUUCCAAGCACAAAGAUGAAGGAGAGUCUUUCCAGCUACUUAAAUUGCCAAUGUGGCUCAUAGGUCCUUCAGUUCUACUAAUGACCGGCAUGGUUCCUACAUUGUGGCUGCCUUUAUCUUCUGUAUUCGUAGGUCCCAACAUUGCUGGUCUUCUCUCUAUAGUUGGACUUGACUGCAUUUUUAACAUGGGUGCUACCUUGUUCUUUCUCAUGGCUGAUGCUUGUGGACGCCCGAAGAGAAGCUCAAACUCAAUUGAAAGCCAAGUACCAUUAAGUUACAAGUUAUGGAACAUGGUUGCUAAUGCUGUGGGCUUUGCUGCUCCUUUGUUAAUGCUAAUGGCCUCAUCAAGAGGUACUCUCCAGCCACCAUUGCCAUUCAUCUCAUUCGCAGUGAUGCUUGGACCUUAUCUUCUACUGCUGGCUGUACAAGUAUUGACUGAGGCACUGACAUGGCAAUGGAAGUCUCCAGUUUGGUUGGUUGCCCCUGUAGUCUAUGAGGUUUACAGGGUGUUACAGUUGAUGAGGGGAAUAAAGUUGGGGAUUGAGAUUGGAGCACCAGCAUGGUCAGUGGAAAGCAUCAGAUUUUUGGUCUCUUGGUGGGUCUUGAUUCUUGGAGUUCAGCUCUUCAGAGUUGCUUGGUUUUCUGGUUAUACUGCAAGGAAUCAGCACGACUAGUAGUAAUGUGCAACAUGUAUGUGUUCUGUUUUUAUAAGUUUUGUGGAUUUUCUACGUACAUAUUAUCGUCAUUUUUAAGUUUUCAUCUUUUUUAUUAUAUGUAUGCAAUUAUGCAAAGCAGAGUGGAUAUUUUUACAUAUAAUGGAUAAGUUUUCCCGAACGUUGUAGA
This is a messenger RNA of Dioscorea cayenensis subsp. rotundata (Guinea yam), 1376 nucleotides long. RefSeq lists its product as uncharacterized. Lineage: Eukaryota; Viridiplantae; Streptophyta; Magnoliopsida; Dioscoreales; Dioscoreaceae. The coding region runs from base 47 to 1207 and encodes 386 amino acids. The record is from RefSeq and is a predicted model, not a curated record. The transcript is spliced from 3 exons.